This is a messenger RNA of Drosophila navojoa, 3859 nucleotides long. RefSeq names its product Arf GTPase activating protein drongo (gene drongo). Gene Ontology annotation, molecular function: GTPase activator activity. The record is from RefSeq and is a predicted model, not a curated record. Lineage: Eukaryota; Metazoa; Arthropoda; Insecta; Diptera; Drosophilidae. Gene Ontology annotation, cellular component: cytoplasm; membrane.
UUGUUGAGAAAGAGUAAGAUAGAGAGCAAAGAGUGCAGUGCCAAAGUUAAACGUAAACAAUAAUAAAUAAAUGAAUAAAUAUAUUUGCUAGCUGCCUGAUAAAUUUGAGCGCACAGAAAUACUCAGGCACGCACCAAUACAGACACACACACAUAUAUAUAUAUACAUUCAUUUUUGGUAAUUGUGUGCGCGUCGGCAGCGGUGGCAGCGGCAGUGGCGGCAGCGUUUGUUGUUCUCCUUUGUGAUUUGCAGCUGAAGAAAGGUCAAGCGUUGCGUAAAGCGGUUGCACAAACAUACGCUCACAGACACACACAUAGACGCGCGCGUGUGUAACUGUUGUUUGGGACUCGAUCGUGUUAGCGGUAAAUCAGGCAAAAUUCAGUUCGUUUACGUUUACAACAGCAGCGCUCCACACGCGGCCGACAUCUAUCAGCCCCAUACGCGUUAUAGCGGGAGCAACGCUAACGAUUCGGACACAGAGUGGCUGGAGACGGAAGCAGGAAGCAAAGCAAAAGACGACAGCAACAGCGACAGCAGCAACAACAACGAAAGCAACAACAAAAACAACAGCAGCAGCAACAACAAUAGCAAUAGCAGCUACAACAUGGCAGUGCGCAAAAAACAGGACGACAAAUACCUGCUAGCGCUGCGGGAGCUGGUUAACAGCGGGGCAGGCAAUCGCCAGUGCUUCGAUUGCAACCAAAAGGGGCCCACCUACGUGAACAUGACCAUCGGCUCGUUUGUCUGCACACGCUGUUCGGGUGUACUUCGCGGUCUGACGCCUCCGCAUCGAGUUAAAUCCAUAUCGAUGGCCACAUUUACACAGGAUGAGAUCGACUUUCUGAAGGCGCACGGCAACGAGCUGUGCGCAAAGACCUGGCUGGGCCUGUGGGAUCCAAAGCGAGCUGCUGCGCAGCAAGAUCAGCGGGAGCUGAUGAUCGAUAAGUACGAGAGGAAACGCUAUUAUCUGGAGCCGGCCAGUCCGCUCAAGUCGCUCAAUCUGAAGUCGACGUCGUCGUCGUCGUCGACGUCGACCGCCAGCAAUGGCUAUCACACGGGCAACAUAUCGAGCAAUGGCUAUGCCAGCAUCCACCUAACGCCGCCCGCCGCCCAGCGCACAGCAGCCAAUGGCCUCAGCAAGUCGGCAGCUAGCAGCACAGCCAUCAGCCGGCCGCAGCAUCAUCAUCAUCAUCAUCAGCAUCAGAAUCAGAAUCACAAUGGCAAUCAUGAUGGCUUCUCGCAUAAUCUGGCUGGCCUUGGGCUGGGCCUGACCAGCCUGAACAGCGCCGGCUCCACGUCGACGGGCGCUUUAUCCGAUACGAGCAGCUGCGCCAGCAACGGCUUUGCCGGCGAAUCAGAUUUCGUGGCCGAUUUCGGGUCGGCAAACAUCUUCGAUGCCACCUCGGCACGUUCCACAGGCUCGCCGGCUGUCUCCUCGACCAGCUCGGUCAGCUCCAUCAAUGGCUAUGCCAAGGUGCAGCCCAUUCGUGCGGCGCACCUCCAACAGCAGCAGCAGCAGCAGCAGCAAAUGCUCAACGGCAACAGCACUGGAUCAGAGAACUUUGCGGAUUUCGAGCAUGCGCCCAUCUAUAAUGGCGUGGCUGAUGCAAUGAAAUCCCUGCAGACGUUGCCCGAUUGGUACGAUUGGAAGACGUCCGACUAUAGCGAUCCGUUUGAGAAUGAGUUUGCGGCGCUGCGAUCGACCACAGAAACCAGUUCGGAAGCGGAGCCGGAGUCGACGCUGCCCGCCUACUCGAUGCUGACGCUCUGGAGCGAUGAUAGCUGGCCAGAGAAGCAGUCGGCCGUGCGCUUUAAGAGUUCGGCCACCUCACUGGAGUCGGUCCAGUCUGCCCAGUCGGCAGGGGGAACAGCAACAACAACGUCAGCAUCGUCAGCGAUGUGCUGCUCCAGCAAUGAAUCCUUGCCAACGCCCACUAAUCCCUUUCUGCCUCAGUCGAAGUCGGAGUCGGCAUUUAGUCGGGCAUUAAGCGCCCUGAAUAUCGCUGAGGAAGCAGAGAAAACAAAAGCAAUAGCAGCAACAGCAGCAGAGCAUACAGAGUGCGACUCGAAUGCGAAUAUCUUAAAUGCCUAUUACAAUCCUUUCUUUACGUGGAGCACCGCGCUGCAGAGCCAACAGCUGAACCAGGCGACAAGCAAGCCCAGCCCCCGGGCAAGCAAUGCGCCCAGCGAGGACCGCUACGCGGCGCUGAAGGACCUCGACGAGCAACUGCGCGAACUGAAGGCCAGCGAGGCAGCCACAGUCACGGAGGCGCCAACGCCAACCAAUGGCAACACACAGCUGGCGGAUGCCUUUGGCACGGUCAACGGCAACAGCAGCAGCAGCAACAACAACAACAGCAACAACAACCAUGUAAAUCCCUUCAAGAGCCAGCAGUCGCUGCUCAUCAACGGCAGCAGCCACUUGGUGAAUCCAUUCCAGGCACAGCAGCUGCAACAGCAGCAAUUGCUAUUGCAACAGCAGCAGCAGCAGCAGCAGCAGAAUCUCUACGGCCAGCUGACGCUCUUACCAAAUGGCUAUGGCAGCAGCCCACAGCAGGCGGCGGCGGCGGCAGCGGCAGCAGCGGCUGCCACCAGCUUCUACAAUUUCAACAACAACGGCUUUGCCUUGGCCCAGGGCCUGCCCAAUGGCUGCGGCUUUGGCAGCAUGCAACCAGCGCCCGUGCUUGCGGGCGGCCUCGCCGGCGGCUUUAAUAACCCAUUUGCGGCCAGCGGCGCCAUGAACACCAAUAAUCCAUUUUUAUGAGAUUCAGACUUGAGGCGAGCGCAGGACCAGCAGCAGCAGCAGAGGAAGCAGAGGCAGAAGCAGCAGCAGCAGCAGCAGCAGCAGCAGCAGGAGCUCACAUCAUGGCUAAGGCGUUGAGAUUGAACAGAGAAAAAGCCGCUGAACAAAAAGCAGAAAGUGAACCGAAAUUAGUCCAUUUUACGAACAAUAGCUAUUAACUACAAGAUGUACAUAUAUAUAUAUAUCUAUAUAUAUGUAUAUACAUACACGUGUGUGUGCAUGUGUGUGUAUUUAUAUAGACGUAUGUGCUAAAUGCUGAAUAUGAAUCCGUUUUAAUGGAUUAAUUGAUCGUACAAUAUAUAUAGAAAUAUAUAUAAAUAUAUAUAUAUAUAUUAUUUUACUAAAUCUCUAUCAUACAUAUAUAUUUAUACGUCGCAUUCACACAUGCAUAUGCGCACACACACCUAUAUACAUGUAUAUAUAAAUAUAUAUAUACAUAUACAAUACGCGUGUAACUAAAGAUUUGUAUUUACCGUUUGCCUUUAGCGUCUUUAGACUUUUUACUAAACUUAACUUUCUUAACGUGCGCCACAGUUGUCGUCGCCUGUUUAGCUUAACUUAAACCACACAUAUAUACACAUGCACAUAUAAUAUACAUUAUAUAUUUAUAACAAAAAAAGAGGAAUGAAAAAACUACUAAAACAAAGGUAUCUGUAAGCUCUAAUGGGUUGCUCAGCCCAUCCUCAGCCGUUGCGGUUUUAGUUUGUGUUUCGUUUGUGUUUAACUUUUUUUUUUAAUUCUUGUAUAUUUAUAAGUCGAAUAUUGUAUACCCUUCCUUUUACGCAUUAUCAUCGCAUCAUUUGCAAUUCUCUCUCCCUAUUCAUGUUACUUCCCUUGGGUUUCUGUCAACGCGCUUGUUUCGCUGUACGAAACCCUCUUGUCAGUUAUUGAUUGUGUGGCCUUAAUAAGAUUAUGAAACUGUUCAUUAAAACUAACUACCAUAUAAUAUACUUACAUAGUAUACAUUAUAUAAAUAUAUAUAUACGAAUACAUAUAUGCUUUUGUACCUAAAUUAAAUGCUUCUUGUUUUAAUACUUGUUAAUCAACUAUGAUAAA